Molecule: messenger RNA, 2779 nt
Organism: Passer domesticus (house sparrow)
Lineage: Eukaryota; Metazoa; Chordata; Aves; Passeriformes; Passeridae
Gene: RBM39
Product: RNA binding motif protein 39
Exons: 17
Coding region: 397-1884 (495 amino acids)
Biological process (GO): mRNA processing
Cellular component (GO): nucleus
Molecular function (GO): RNA binding; U1 snRNP binding
Source: RefSeq, a predicted model, not a curated record
CCUGCGCGGUGCGCUGGGCGCCCCCGUGCCGUGCGCGGAGCCGCGAGCGGCCGGGCGCCAUUUCGGGAGCAGCCGCGGAGCCAUAGACGGGGCCAGACCGGCACCGGGACCGACUCACGGCCGCGUCGCCCCUUGCCGCCCACUCCCUGGGGCUGCCUGAGCGCCGCCGUCCAUUUAAGAUUCAGACGCCUGGAGAAGGUGCUCAAGCCCUCGGGCCCGUUCCCACCGCCAGGGCAGUAACGCCGGAGCCGCCGCUGCCGGACCUCGGGGCCCUAGCGAGGAUCGCACUGCCCGCGGCGCAGGUGUCCUGAAAAAUGGCUGAUGAUAUUGAUAUUGAAGCAAUGCUUGAAGCUCCUUACAAAAAGGAUGAGAACAAAUUGAGCAGUGCCAACGGCCAUGAAGAACGCAGCAAGAAGUAAAAAAAAGAGCAAAAGCCGAAGUCGAAGCCAUGACAGAAAGAGGAGCAGAAGUAAGGAGCGCAAACGGAGCCGAGAUCGGGAACGGAAAAAGAGCAGAAGCCGGGAAAGGAAACGGAGCAGAAGCAAAGAACGCAGACGCAGCCGGUCUAGGAGUAGAGAUCGCAGAUUCAGAGGCCGGUAUAGAAGUCCCUAUUCUGGUCCAAAAUUCAACAGCGCCAUCAGAGGGAAGAUUGGUCUGCCUCACAGCAUCAAAUUAAGCAGACGUCGCUCCAGAAGCAAAAGUCCUUUCAGAAAAGACAAAAGCCCUGUUAGAGAACCUAUUGAUAAUCUUACCCCUGAGGAGAGGGAUGCUCGAACAGUGUUCUGCAUGCAGUUGGCUGCAAGAAUUCGACCAAGAGACCUGGAAGAAUUUUUCUCUACAGUAGGGAAGGUUCGUGAUGUGCGAAUGAUUUCAGAUAGAAAUUCCAGACGUUCAAAGGGGAUUGCUUAUGUUGAAUUUGUUGAUGUUAGUUCAGUGCCCCUGGCAAUAGGACUGACUGGACAGAGAGUCCUGGGUGUCCCUAUCAUAGUACAGGCAUCUCAGGCAGAGAAAAACAGAGCAGCAGCAAUGGCAAAUAAUCUGCAGAAGGGCAGUGCUGGUCCUAUGAGGCUCUAUGUGGGAUCAUUACACUUCAAUAUAACCGAAGAUAUGCUUCGAGGAAUCUUCGAGCCAUUUGGCAGGAUUGAAAGUAUUCAGCUCAUGAUGGACAGUGAAACUGGACGCUCAAAAGGAUAUGGAUUCAUUACGUUCUCAGACUCUGAGUGUGCCAAAAAGGCCCUGGAACAACUCAAUGGAUUUGAGCUGGCUGGGAGGCCAAUGAAAGUUGGACAUGUAACUGAGCGUACUGAUGCUUCCAGUGCUAGCUCAUUUUUGGACAGUGAUGAGUUGGAACGGACUGGAAUUGAUUUGGGAACAACUGGUCGCCUUCAGUUGAUGGCACGACUUGCAGAAGGUACUGGUUUGCAGAUUCCUCCAGCUGCACAGCAGGCUCUGCAGAUGAGUGGAUCUUUGGCCUUUGGAGCUGUGACAGAUUUACAAACAAGACUGUCCCAGCAGAAUGAAGUUCUGGCUGCAGCUGCUUCUGUACAACCACUUGCAACACAGUGCUUCCAGCUUUCCAACAUGUUUAAUCCUCAAACUGAAGAAGAAGCUGGCUGGGACACAGAAAUUAAAGAUGAUGUGAUUGAGGAAUGUAACAAACAUGGAGGAGUUAUCCACAUCUACGUUGACAAAAACUCAGCUCAGGGCAAUGUGUAUGUGAAAUGUCCCUCCAUCGCUGCUGCCAUCGCGGCUGUCAAUGCUUUGCAUGGGAGGUGGUUUGCAGGUAAAAUGAUUACAGCAGCGUAUGUACCUCUUCCAACAUACCACAGCCUUUUCCCAGACUCUAUGACUGCAACCCAACUACUGGUUCCUGUUCGACGAUGAAGAUUAAUUUAGUCAGUUUUGUACAUAGGUAUUUUUUGGAGGAAGAUUGAGUUAUCUUUUAUUUAGAUAAAACUAAAGGAAAGGAUUUAAUGUCAUUUUGUGUACACUUCCUGCUAUCUUUAAAAAUAAAAUGAAGUAAGCAGAAAUGCAGUGUGUUCAUUCUCCCUUACUAGCAUUUCCACUGUAUACAAAGCUGUUGACUUCUUGUUCUGCCUUGUAAUUCUUGUACAUUGACAAAGGUGAUCCGUAGGAACUGAGAAGUAGCUCAUAGAUAACAAGUACUCCGUAAAAGGCAGAUGGGACAUAAUGACAUUUUUAAUGUUUCAUGAGCCUUUCUUUUAAUGCAGCAAAGACAUUUUACAUUUCACUAAAUGUGGGUGAUCUGCUCAAGGGUAGUAUCAGAGAGAGACUGAAUGAAGGGACAUAUUUAGUGUUUUUGUAUAAAUGGAAAAUUCAAAAAGCUACUGAAUGCUGACUGCAGACAGCUACUCAGCUUGCUUUGUGCUGAAUAAUUGGUAAGAAUAGGAGGAUUGAAGGGUUUUAUUUCUUGAUGGUAACUUUUGAUUAUUGUAUCUGUAAAAGUUUCUUUGUAAAUACUGUGAGGUGUGUCUAAGUUUCCAAACAAAACAUCUCUGCAUUUCCAAAUGAGUUUCCACAGGCACAGUGGGGCAGAGCUGGAGGAUUUCAGCCAAGUCUGAAAAUGGGUAGGAAAUACAGAAAAGUGUUUUGUUCUGGUUGCAUAUAAUCUUUGCUCUUUUUAAGCUCUGUGAGCUCUGAAAUAUAUUUUUGGGUUACUUCAGUGUGUUUGACAAGACAGCUUGAUAUUUCUAUCAAAGACUUUCAUAUUGCAACAAUCUUUGUAAGAACCACUCAAAUAAAAUUCUCUUAAAAAGGC